AUGUCUUCUGCCGGCCAUGCAUCCUCCAACGCCCUCAUCGAUAAGUUCGAUGGGGACAACUAUUCAACCUGGAGUCGAUAUAUGCGUGGCGUGUUCCUGACAAAGUCAGUGUGGCAUACUGUCAACCGGGAGAGCUCCUCGACGUUCGUGGACCCUCGAGCGCAGGACGACUACGUCAAGACCAACAACAUCGCGUUUGGAAAGAUGUUGCUACACAUGGGCGCAGACUACCACCAUGUGGUCGACAACUGCAAGGAAGCGUGGGUUGCGUGGCAGAGCCUGAAGGUGCUGUACGGUGGAUCCCAGAAAGCGGGAAAGAUCUACCUCAAGCGUCAACUCUUCAGCAUGAAGAUGGAUGAAGGCGCCAUCGUCAUGCAUCACUGCAACGAGGUCCUGAACAUCGCUGCCAAGCUUAGCAGCAUCGGUGCGAAGAUGGACGAUGAGGACAUGAGCAGCGCAGAGCUUCGUACCCAAGAUGUGGUGAAGGUGCUCACGAAUGAGCACACCAAGCGCCAAGGGGAGAAGGUGACAACAACAGCGACGAUGGUCAAGACUGAAGAUGCAGCCAAGGCCUUCAACACUGAGCGCGAGCCAUACAAGUGCACCUACUGUGGGAAGCUGGGACACACCGUCGAUCGCUGUUGGUCCAAGCAGAAUAAUGAAAGUCGAGGAGACCGACGCGGCGGCAAUGGUCGUGGACGCGGGGCAAACAAUGUCCAGUGGGGACAAUAUCGUGAUGAAGACAGCGACUACGAUCAAUUAGCGUUUGCAGUUUCGCUAGAGUGUGGACUCUCAGCGAAGAAGGACGUGUCCGGAAUGUGA
This is a messenger RNA of Peronospora matthiolae, 822 nucleotides long. Lineage: Eukaryota; Oomycota; Peronosporomycetes; Peronosporales; Peronosporaceae. The record is from the annotation of a GenBank genome assembly.